AUGGCCUGCCCCAACGGUCCGCCCACGGGCGUCGGGAAUCGGGAUCAUAAUCAGUUGCACAACGCAAUACAUCGUUAUCAGUACAUAUGGGACGCAUCAGUAGAAGAAGAAGAAGAUUUAAGUUUCUUAGUCUUAUUUGUCCGUAUGUUGUUACAGUGCAUGGCGCGCGCGUUGUACGACAAUAUAGCGGAGUCGCCGGACGAGUUGGCGUUCAGACGAGGCGACCUGCUCACAGUCCUGGAGCAGAACACUGGAGGCAGCGAGGGCUGGUGGCUCUGCUCGCUCAGGGGAAGACAGGGAAUAUGUCCCGGAAACAGGCUGCGUAUAGUGGCCGGGGUUUUCGACGCAAGUUCAGCUCUACAGAGGCGGCGCACGCGCACCCCCGCCCCCGUCGCGCACCAACCGCUCCCCUCACAACAAUCACCCGCCUUCACAAAAAUCGAGGAAUGCUCUCAUUACGACGUCCCUCGGGCUCCAAUGCCGGUCCAACGUAUCAUCGGUACGUACGAUUGUCCCCGGUCACACGGGGACUGGUACGACGCACCUCGGGCUCCGCGACCGGCCAGUGCGGAUUCAGCGUGCAGUGGAACGGGUUCUUUAACAUCAGCUACAUCAAGCGCUUCAGCAAAUUCGGGAAGUUCAGCAAAUUCCGCUUCAAGUACUUAUGAUGUACCCAGAUCACGCGCGUUGCCGCUGCCAUGCGACGCUGCGAUGGAGGCGUUAGAACGGUUACAGGAGGAGGCAUCUACAGCUGUAUCCCGCCUACUGUCCUACGUCACGCCGGGCUGGCGGCGGCGCGGCGCGUUACGGCCGCGCGUGUUGGACGUGCGCGUGGCGGGCGCUCGUCUGCGGGCGGCCUUACACGACCUCGCGGUGUUCGCUGACGCUACACUGGCCAACGCUCAUGAUGCACAAGACAAAGGUAUCGCAGUAAAGCUACGGCCACUAGUUAAAGCGCUUAAGGACGCGGAGCGGAUCACACACGAGGCGACGAGCGCGUUGGACGCGGGCGACUGGGCGCCUGAACGGCUCGAGCGGGACCGCGAGCCCACAGACGGGACGCACGACGCGCUCGACCAGCUCGUCGCGUGUGCGCGCUCCCUUACUGAGGACGUACGGCGAGCUGCGUCCUUCAUACACGGGAACGCGUCGCUGUUGUUCAGGCGUUCAGCGACAGUUCCUGAACACGAAUGGACCGAGGAGUAUGACUACGUGAGGUUGGAGUCACGAACCGCUGUUGGUAGAAGGAACGCUGAGAUACGGGCAGCUCUGCCAGACAAACUGAGGGCCUCCUUCGACGCGUUAGUACGAGACGCGGACCACGCGGGCGAGGUUAGUGCUGUAGCAGCUGCCACUCGUUUGCCAGCCGAUGAUCGUCAAUUGGCCGCUUUUUACGCCGCUCAAACGGCCACGUACGGCGCACACCUAGCAACCGCUGUGGACGCAUUCCUCAGAACCAUCGACAUGGGCCAGCCGCCGGACGUGUUCCUCGCGCACGGGAAGUUCGUGGUGCUCAGCGCGCAUAGGAUCGUACACGUGGGGGACACUGUACACAGGAGCGCUCAGCACUCGGGACUAAAGUCGAAAAUACUGCGGUGUUCAGACGCACUAUCGGACGCGCUAGCGGCGACCGUGGCUAAGACUAAAGCGGCAGCGUUACAGUUCCCUUGCGCGAGUGCGGUGGCCGAUAUGGCUGAAGCGGCGCGGACAUUGGCCGUGAGGGCGCAGGAACUAAGGCGAGCCCUAGUUAGAGCAGCUGAGCCCCCACAAGACACGCCCUCUACCACGGUACCACAAUCCUCUACCACGACACCACUCACGCCACUCACUCCUAUCGCUCAUCCCACUACUACACUUCCCGUAUUAUAA
Messenger RNA from Danaus chrysippus (African queen), 1869 nucleotides. NCBI's taxonomy places the organism in Eukaryota, Metazoa, Arthropoda, Insecta, Lepidoptera, Nymphalidae. The record is from the annotation of a GenBank genome assembly.